Molecule: messenger RNA, 417 nt
Organism: Fusarium poae
Lineage: Eukaryota; Fungi; Ascomycota; Sordariomycetes; Hypocreales; Nectriaceae
Gene: HTB1
Product: histone H2B
Exons: 3
Coding region: 1-417 (138 amino acids)
Biological process (GO): nucleosome assembly
Cellular component (GO): nucleosome
Molecular function (GO): structural constituent of chromatin; DNA binding; protein heterodimerization activity
Source: RefSeq, a predicted model, not a curated record
AUGGCUCCCAAGGCUGCUGACAAGAAGCCCGCCGCCUCCAAGGCUCCUGCUACUGCCUCCAAGGCUCCUGAGAAGAAGGAUGCCGGCAAGAAGACUGCUGCUUCUGGUGACAAGAAGAAGCGCUCCAAGACUCGCAAGGAGACUUACUCUUCUUACAUCUACAAGGUCCUCAAGCAGGUCCACCCCGAUACUGGUAUCUCCAACCGCGCCAUGUCCAUUCUGAACUCGUUCGUCAACGACAUCUUCGAGCGUGUCGCUUCUGAGGCUUCCAAGCUUGCCGCCUACAACAAGAAGUCCACCAUCUCUUCCCGAGAGAUUCAGACCUCUGUCCGCCUCAUCCUCCCCGGUGAGCUUGCCAAGCACGCCGUCUCCGAGGGUACCAAGGCUGUUACCAAGUACUCUUCCUCGACGAAAUAG